GUGGUGCCGGCAGCCCCAGGCCCAGAGGAGCCCAUCACUGUGGCCCACAUUGUAGUGGAGGCAGCCUCCCUGGCAGCAGACAUCAGCCACGCACCUGACCUUGUUGAGAACAGCUUGUCAAAACAAGACGCCAGCCGGUCUGAGGUGGUUUCUAAGAAGGAGCUUCACAGCUGUUUCCCACUUGUCAUCUUUAUGAGCAGAAAACGUGAAGUGUGUUUACAACCUGGCUUUGCACAUUGUCAGAUUUUCCCAGCACCCUCCAGAAGUGCAAAAGCCCGGCUUCCUCGCCCCAGGCUGUCCCGGGUGUCUGGAGAGCAUUCACUCCCAGGCCAGGCCUGCCUGUCCCACUACAGCGGCCUGGCCCAUCUCCCCUAAUGGAGGAGUGGCCCCGGACGCAUAUCCUCCCUAUGUUGGUGGGAGCAGUGGCAGGAGCCGUGGCAGCGAACAGAACAGGCGGCUGUCUCUUCACCCAGGGACCUUGUCACCAGGAUUCGCAUGUCCUGCUGGCUUUGGGGAUGGGCCGUGUUCCAUGGCGGGUCUCCCUGUGGACACAUUUGGGGGCCCUGGAGCAUCUCUGGGCAGCCUGACAGAGUCCGCAGAUGUCUCUCCACCGCUCACUCUGACCUGGAGAGUUGAUUGGGGCCUUGGCUGCUGCUCGGGCCUGUGUGUUGAGGGCUCGGUGCAGGUUGGGUCCAGGAUGUGGCUUGGAGCAGCAGUUUCCCCUCCCCUGGAGCCGGCGGUCUCUGGGUAGGGGCAGGUCUUGGGGCUUAGGCCGAGAUGCCUCUCCUAGGUGGUGGGCACAUCAAAGAGGUCAUCGUGGGUGCUGAGGCGGAGCCGGGGGACAGUGAGAUGGCCGAGGCCCCGGGCAGCCCCCACCAGCAGGGACUGGGGCUCGCAGGGGAGGGCGAGCCGGCCCAGGUGAAGCUACUGGUGAACAAGGAUGGCCGCUAUGUGUGUGCACUGUGCCACAAGACCUUCAAGACGGGCAGCAUCCUCAAGGCCCACAUGGUCACUCACAGCAGCCGCAAGGACCACGAGUGCAAGCUCUGUGGGGCCUCCUUCCGCACCAAGGGCUCACUCAUCCGGCACCACCGGCGGCAUACGGACGAGCGCCCCUACAAGUGCUCCAAGUGUGGGAAGAGCUUCCGGGAGUCGGGCGCACUGACCCGGCACCUCAAGUCUCUCACCCCCUGCACGGAGAAAAUCCGCUUCAGUGUGAGCAAGGAUGUGGUUGUCAGCAAAGAGGAUGCACCUGCAGGGUCUGGAGCUGGAGCUGCCACCUUGGGGACAGUCACAUCAUCGGUGACAGGCGAGCCCAUAGAGACUUCACCUGUGAUUCACCUGGUGACAGAUGCCAAGGGCACCGUCAUCCACGAAGUCCACGUCCAGAUGCAGGAGCUGCCCCUGGGCAUGAAAACCCUGGCCCCGGAGCCCCCCGUCUCCCAGGAGCUCCCCUGCUCCAGUGAGGGCAGCCGAGAGAACCUGCUGCACCAGGCCAUGCAGAACUCCGGCAUCGUCCUUGAGCGCACCGCUGGGGAGGAGGGCGCCCUGGAGCCAGCCCCUGCUGCUGGGUCCAGUCCCCAGCCCCUGGCAGAGGCAGCCCCACAGCUGCCGGUACUGGAAGUGCAGCCGCUAGAGACACAGGUGGCCAGCGAGGCCUCAGCGGUGCCCAGGACCCACCCAUGUCCUCAGUGCAGUGAGACCUUCCCGACAGCAGCCACCCUGGAGGCCCACAAGAGGGGCCACACUGGGCCGAGGCCGUUCGCCUGUGUGCAGUGUGGCAAGGCCUUCCCCAAGGCCUACCUGCUCAAGAAGCACCAGGAGGUGCACGUGCGUGAGCGCCGCUUCCGCUGUGGCGACUGCGGGAAGCUCUACAAGACCAUCGCCCAUGUGCGUGGCCACCGGCGCGUCCACUCAGACGAGCGGCCAUACCCUUGUCCCGAGUGUGGCAAGCGCUACAAGACUAAGAACGCACAGCAGGUGCACUUCCGGACACAUCUGGAGGAGAAGCCGCAUGUGUGCCAGUUCUGCAGCCGUGGCUUCCGAGAGAAGGGCUCGCUGGUGCGGCACGUGCGACACCACACAGGCGAGAAGCCAUUCAAGUGCUACAAAUGCGGCCGUGGCUUUGCUGAGCACGGCACGCUGAACCGGCACCUGCGCACCAAAGGGGGCUGCCUGCUGGAGGUGGAGGAGUUGCUGGUGUCCGAGGAGAGCCCCGCGGCAGCCACCACCGUCCUCGCGGAGGACCCGCACACGGUGUUGGUGGAGUUCUCGUCCGUGGUAGCCGACACCCAGGAGUAUAUCAUUGAGGCCACUGCGGAUGAUGCGGAGACCAGUGAGGCCACGGAGAUCAUCGAGGGCACCCAGACGGAGGUGGACAGCCACAUCAUGAAGGUGGUGCAGCAGAUUGUGCACCAGGCCAGUGCCGGCCACCAGAUCAUUGUGCAGAAUGUCACCAUGGAUGAGGAGACAGCGCUGGGCCCAGAGGCGGCUGCUGCCGACACCAUCACCAUCGCAACCCCCGAGAGCCUGACAGAACAGGUGGCCAUGACACUGGCCUCAGCCAUCAGCGAGGGCACUGUGCUUGCCACCCGGGCAGGGGCGAGUGGCACUGAACAGGCCACUGUGACCAUGGUGUCAUCAGAGGACAUCGAGAUCCUGGAGCAUGCAGGCGAGCUGGUCAUCUCCUCGCCAGAGGGCCAGCUGGAGGUGCAGACGGUCAUCGUCUAGCAUGAGGUCUGCGGGGUCCUGGCCGGGCAGGGACAGGGCAGAGGACCUGAGCGCCCCGCCCACGCCUGCCUGGCAGAGAAGAAGGCACAGAAUGGAGGCGCCCCAAGAUGGGCAGUGUACAUAAGAGUUUCUUGUUGCUUUCCAAUAAAACAUGAGAACCUGCA
Macaca mulatta (Rhesus monkey) is the source of this 2894-nucleotide messenger RNA. The record is from RefSeq and is a predicted model, not a curated record. Lineage: Eukaryota; Metazoa; Chordata; Mammalia; Primates; Cercopithecidae.